UAUUUCUACAGAUAGAGUAGGGCUGUCGCUCACAGUGUGACCUUCUAGUAGCGGUGUUCUCGGUCCUCUUUGGGUAGCCUACUAGAUGGUGUUUAACUGAUAUUCCUGGUCCCUGGCUGUAACUCUGCUCCACCAGCUCGUACAGCCAGGCACCCAUCGUCCCCAUCGUCGUCUGCAGCGACGUCCAUCUGGCCGACCAGACGACGGGACACCAGGGGGUCGGCGGUGCUCGACCAUGGCUGCGGUCCUCAGGAGAGGCUCUGUGCUCCGAUUGAGGCUCCCCGCCCCGGUCUGGUUGCCGCUGAGGAGCGGCGGGAGGGCGAUCUGCAGCAGCGCGCCCCGCCACGGGGAUAGCGAGUGCUUCACGCCGACCUUGAGCGCUCGGCUCGCGGGGCUCUCCUACCCGGAGCUGCAGCAGAUGUCCCGGGAAGACCCGGACACUUUCUGGGGCUCCAUCGCACAGGAAAGGCUGAGCUGGACGAAGCCCUUCGAACGUGUCCAGGACUGCGACCUCGACAAGGGUCAGGUGCGAUGGUUCCUGGGAGGACGGCUCAACGUGUCCGUGAACUGCCUGGACGUGCACGCGCAGACUCAUCCAGAGCGAGUCGCUCUGAUCUGGGAGCGAGAUGAACCUGGAACCGAGGUGAAGGUGACCUAUAGGGAGCUGCUUGAAUCCACCUGCCGAUUGGCCAACGCGCUGAGGAGCCACGGGGUCCUGAAGGGCGACCGGGUGGCCAUCUACAUGCCCGUGUCCCCACUGGCGGUGGCGGCCAUGUUGGCGUGCGCCCGCAUCGGGGCGGUCCACACCGUGGUAUUCGCCGGCUUCAGCUCCGAGGCGCUGGCGGGCCGCAUCCAGGACGCCCAGUGUAAGGUGGUGGUGACCUGUAACCAGGCGGUCCGUGGGGGGCGGGCCAUCGACCUCAAGACCACGGUGGACGCGGCCGUCAGGACUUGUCCGUCGGUCAAGCACGUCUUUGUGGCCCAGCGCACCAGUAGCCCCGCCCCGAAGGGGGACCUGGACGUCCCAUUGGAGGAGGCGAUGGGCCGUGAGUCGGCGGACUGCCCCCCCGAGCCGAUGGACAGCGAGGACCCCCUCUUCAUGCUCUACACGUCGGGCAGCACGGGGAAGCCCAAGGGCAUCGUGCACACGCAGGCCGGCUACCUGCUGUACGCCGCGCUCACACACCAGUGUGUGUUUGGGUACCGUCCUGGCGAUGUGUUCGGCUGCAUGGCGGACAUCGGCUGGAUCACGGGCCACUCCUACGUGGUGUACGGCCCGCUCUGCAACGGGGCCACCAGCGUGCUGUUCGAGAGCACGCCCACCUACCCCGACCCGGGCCGGUACUGGGAGAUGGUGGAGCGACUGGGGAUAAACCAGUUCUACGGCGCCCCCACCGCGCUGCGCCUCCUGCUGAAGUACGACGAGAGCUGGGUGACCCGCUACGACCGGUCCUCACUGCGCACACUGGGAUCAGUGGGCGAGCCGAUAAACCACGAGGCGUGGGAGUGGUUCCACCGCGUGGUGGGGGACGGCCGCUGCCCCCUGGUGGACACCUGGUGGCAGACAGAGACAGGAGGGGUGUGUAUCGCCCCCCAUCCCGCGGAGGACGGAGCCCCUAUCGUCCCGGCAAUGGCCAUGAGGCCGUUCUACGGAGUGGAGCCCGUCUUGCUAGGAGAUAAGGGGGAGUGUCUUCAGGGCCCUGGGGUCCGAGGUGCUCUGUGUAUAAAGAAGGCGUGGCCCGGCCUCGCCCGCACCAUCUACGGAGACCACCAGAGAUACCUGGACGCCUACUUCAAACCCUACCCCGGUCACUACUUCACGGGGGACGGGGCGUGGCGCUCUGAGGACGGCUUCUACCAGAUCACCGGCCGCACCGACGACGUCAUCAACAUCAGCGGACACCGGCUGGGCACGGCGGAGAUAGAGGACGCCCUGGACGAGCACCCAGCUGUUCCAGAGGCGGCGGUCAUCGGCGUGCCACACAUCAUCAAAGGAGAAGUGCCGUUCGCCUUCCUGGUUCUGAAGGACGGGGAACAGACACAGGAAGUCAUCCUGAAGGAACUCAGACUCCUGGUGGCCACAAAGAUCGCCAAGUACGCCAUCCCCGACCACUUCCUGGUGGUGAAGCGGCUCCCUAAGACGCGCUCGGGGAAGAUCAUGCGGCGCAUCCUGCGGACGGUGGCGGUGGGCGGGGCCACGGAGCCGGGGGGCGGGGCCACAGAGCCGGGGGGCCAGGCCGGGGCGCUGGGGGACACGUCCACGCUGGACGACCCCUCCGUUGUCACGGAGAUCAUUGCCGCCCACGCCCGCUACAUGGAGGAACAGAAGAAGAAGAAGAAGAGCUCCUGAGCAGGGCGAGAGAGAGAGAGAGAGAGAGAGAGAGAGAGAGAGAGAGAGAGAGCCGUAGCCGGUUGGUUCGCUCUCUGCUCUCUGCUCUGCAGACAUGGACUGAAUCAAGUUAUGAAUGAGUGAUUGAUUAUAGAAUUUUAAUAUUUUUCCGAGGGCUGGAAGGAUUUAUUUUGUUUAGCAGCGUGACCCAGCGACCUCGAUGUGUCUCACAGGCCGCUGGUCCUCUGAUGACGUCACACAUUCCACUGAUGAGCAGCUAUGAUGUCAAAGUCAUCACAAACAUAACCUCUAUCACAACACACCAAAGUUGACCACGCAAACGCACACACGCAGUCAAACAUGAACACACCCACACAAACAUGAACUCACGCACCCACACAUGACCACACACACACAAAUAUGAACACACUCAUGCACACAUGAACCCACAAAGACAUACAUGAACACACACACGCACACUUACACAUAUACACUCACACUCCGAUGUGCCUUUAUGACAUGUUUUAUCACAUGUUUUAUGAAAUAUUUCUACCGCAUAAUGAUGGUUGAUUGGUCCAGUUGGCUUUAAAUGCAAUUAUUUAUAAUUAUAGAACAGUAACAUUUCCUAUCACAAACACAUUUCUGAUUCUACAUUAAUAAUCUAAAUAAAUGAUAUUCA
This is a messenger RNA of Gadus chalcogrammus (walleye pollock), 3008 nucleotides long. RefSeq names its product acyl-CoA synthetase short chain family member 1 (gene acss1). The transcript has 15 exons. Gene Ontology annotation, molecular function: AMP binding; acetyl-CoA synthetase activity. The record is from RefSeq and is a predicted model, not a curated record. Gene Ontology annotation, cellular component: mitochondrion. Lineage: Eukaryota; Metazoa; Chordata; Actinopteri; Gadiformes; Gadidae. The coding region runs from base 236 to 2350 and encodes 704 amino acids.